CUCGCCUGUGGCUAUCUCAUCAUGUGAUGCUCACCAAGCAACAAUGUGAGCUGCGAUACGAACGCGUGGGCUUGUGUCAGAAACGCGUAUUUCGACCUUGAUCCCUCGAUUGCGUGAUCGGUGGGGUUGGAAAGCACAGAAGCUAGAAAAUAUUGUCAUAGGAGGCGAGUAUUGCCUCAUUUCUUUCUGACCCAACUCACUCACUUCUUUCACCCUCACCCGCACUACUCCUACCUCCUCACAUAUCACUGCUACAGCUUGUUGAUCACAUCCUCGCGCACCACUCCCUCGACUACAUACACCACUCACAAUGGCUUCCAGCACAGCACCUCUUCGCCUCGGCAGCAUCGCUCCCAACUUCCAGGCCGAGACCACCACCGGUCCCAUCGACUUCCAUGAGUUCAUCGGCGACAACUGGGUCGUCCUUUUCUCACACCCAGAAGACUACACUCCCGUCUGCACCACUGAGCUGGGAGCAUUCGCCAAGCUCGAGCCGGAAUUCACCAAGCGUGGUGUGAAGCUCAUUGGUCUUUCAGCAAACACGAUUGAGAGCCAUGGCGGUUGGAUCAAGGACAUCAACGAGAUCUCAGGCAGCAACUUGAGAUUCCCUAUCAUUGGGGACAAGCAGAGACAGGUGGCAUUGGCAUACGACAUGAUCGACCACCAGGACGCUACCAAUGUGGAUGAGAAGGGCAUCGCCUUCACCAUCCGCAGCGUGUUCAUCAUCGACCCAAAGAAGACCAUUCGCCUGAUCCUUUCAUACCCAGCUUCCACUGGACGAAACACCGCCGAGGUGCUUCGCGUUGUUGACUCGCUACAGACUGGUGAUAAGCACCGCAUCACCACUCCAAUCAACUGGGUGCCAGGUGACGAUGUGAUCGUCCACCCAAGCAUCAAGUCUCCCGAGGCUGAGAAGCUUUUCCCAAAGAUCAACGUCGUGAAGCCAUACCUACGCUUCACUCCACUGCCAAAGGAAGAGACCUCCGCUGCUGCCUGAACCGCCCAAAUGCUCUUCAGAAGUGUGUGGGAAGAUGAAUGGGGACGCCCAGUGACCGAUACAGGCUACUGAACAGCCGCGACUCCCAGAGACGAUAAAAAUAACCAAACAUUGAUGGAGAGCAAGAUGAGACGAGAAUUAUGGAUUGUUUGAAUUAUGAGCGGGGGUAUAGAACUCGAUUGAUACCCCGCCAUGCCAUCAUGCGAGGAUAGGCAAAAUAAGGAACGAUUACGCCGAAUUAAAUGAUAAAAGUCCAAACCUGCUUUCGCAAUUACGUGUAGUGAGGGUCCGAACGAUGGUGGCAUACCUAUUCCCGAUAUCCCUUUGCGAACUUGCAGUGGGACGCUAACGCCAUCCCUUGCACUGAGCACAGCCUAGAACUUCAACACAGGGAUACCAUCACCGUGCCGACAUGCGGGACUUCUGGGGAGAGGCAAGAUACACUGUCUGAUGUUUACAUGUACCUACAGUCAUAAUCACAAUAAUGAGAGAGCCGUGAUUCAAA
Sphaerulina musiva SO2202 is the source of this 1502-nucleotide messenger RNA. Its product is annotated as peroxiredoxin-6. Gene Ontology annotation, molecular function: peroxiredoxin activity. Gene Ontology annotation, cellular component: cytosol; mitochondrion. The record is from RefSeq and is a predicted model, not a curated record. Bases 311 to 997 code for a protein of 228 amino acids. NCBI's taxonomy places the organism in Eukaryota, Fungi, Ascomycota, Dothideomycetes, Mycosphaerellales, Mycosphaerellaceae. Gene Ontology annotation, biological process: cellular oxidant detoxification; cell redox homeostasis; cellular response to oxidative stress. The transcript has 4 exons.